AUUUUACGGUACACAAGCCUGAAUUGGUGAUGCGCAAAAAAUAUGCAAAAGCUGAAGCGUUAAUUGGAGUGAGAAGUAAUACGACUCUUUCAUCGAGCGUGUUUAUGAUUUUAAGAACGAUAUGUUAGUUUUGGAGGUUGUUGUCAUUUCUGGGUAGUCGGUAACAAGACGUUUAGAGCUAAUAGCAAUGUUGCUCUGUAAACUUUCGUGGUUGUCUGGUGUAGUCAUAAUCUUUAUAGGUCAGUUCCACCACUACUGGUCAAGUUCUUCGAACUUGUUUAAGUUUGCAAAUAUUUUUGUCUUGCACAGAUUUCUUGAGCCCUCUGUGAGUUUGAUCCUAACUGUUUCAUUAUUCUGUUUGAUCUGUAGGUGUCUCGGUUAGGGCACUGAAGCUAACCGCAGUGAGAGAUAAAGUUAGCGUAAAUGUUCGGCAAGAUGUCUCUCUGAACUGGACUUUGGAAAUAAAACCUGGAGAGAAACCUGACAUAUUAUGUGGAACAAGCACAAGCGGUUUGGAAGGCUCGGCCCUUAAAAUGAAAGACGUACUUUUUGCGAAACGCAAAUUUCAGGACAAACCUCAGCCAUCAGAUGAGAUGCCUUCCAAAUUUUCCGGCAGAGUUCACAUGAUUUGGCAGAGCCAAACUAUUUCGCUCUCGAUCAAGCGGGUUGAUCUAUCAGAUGAGGGCUUUUACAUGUGCGAAGUCAGUACGUUAUUUGUCACCGCCAGAGAAAAAAUAUCCUUGGAAGUGAUAGGUAAGUGUGAUGUUUUUGUGUUUUUUUUUUUUGUACUCUCUCCGUCUUCGGCUUAGCUUUUAGCCGCGCGGUUGAUUAGAAUACAGUUCAAACAGGCGAUGAGACCCGUUCAACAAUGACAGCGAGAUGUAAGUAUUAUAAAAGCGCUUAAUUAUGUGCUCUUCGGAGCACUUUUGUAGCUUUUAGUAAACAUUAACAAUCGUGCAUAAAGUAAUGGAUGCGUUUAUUGCGCUCUAUGGACUCGAUGCUCAAAUGAAGUAACCGAGAAGGAAACCAGAUUUGUAAGAUCCCUGAUAUUUGGUGGUGCGGUCAUUUAGUUAUGAAACAGACAGCUUACCAAGAUCACAUAGAGAUAAAAUUACUGGUCAAGCAGAAAAUCUGUUACGCGAGAGAAAGCGAAGGAAACAAACAAUGAGAUAAUAAAUUGUCUUGAAACCACCGUUUUUACAUGAGAAUCUUUUUCACCAGUUUCAUUAAUGAUCCUAAGGAAAUGCCGAUUGAGAACAAAUCACAGUUGUAAAUUGCUUUGCUUCCUGAGUUAUUUACCCGGCCAGUUGUCUUGUCAACAGUACACUUCUUCGCUUCUGAUCGCCACAAAAUCUCUAUGUUUGGGUUAAACCAGCUUAAAUUGCUUGAGAGGUUUGUUUGAAAAUAUUUUCAGAGUAAUAAUCGGUAUUCCGGACUUCGGUGAACCAGAGAUGUAACACAAUUUUAUCUUCGACUACGAUUUUGUACACUUUGUGAUAUUAUCGAUAGGGAUAGCAAUAAAGCUGUCCUUUCAACUCCCUCUGUUUACGGAGGUAUCCGAUUGUUUAGAUUUGAAUGAAGCUGCGUUAAGGGAAUGUAAAUAAGGCUUCUCGCAAAGGAAGUUGUCCGUGAUCUGCCUCAAAUUUUAAUUUUCGUCCAUUCUAUUAUUGCACUGUUAGAUUUGGUUUCAUGUAAUCGCGAAUAACAGUUAUUACAUUGAUUUAGUCACCCGCGUCACUUGCAAGGUCACUAUAAUUUUCAAUAUUUCUUUACUGUUUGCUUUUCUUUCUACAUUCAAACUUUUUCCGUUUGUACUUUGAAUAUUUGGCCGCAUUUUAAUGCCGUGCUCGGAGAAACAAAUUUUGGAACAAAAUGAUCAAACGUUCGAAAUGGAAAUGUCAACAAACCAUUUACGAUCGAAUGAAUAACCUAAUACGAAUGCUAAAGACCUAUGGAAUAAGUCUGAAAUCAGGGAGAACGCAUUCAAGAUAAAUUGUUAAUGGUAAGUUUAGAAGUCAAUCCCGAAGAACAUUUUGUUGUAAUGGUGUGAUUGGUAUUUUUGAGAAAGGGAUAAUGCAUAUUGUUGUAAUGGUGUGAUUGGUAUUUUUGAGAAAGGGAUAAUGCAUUUGCUUAGCUGGAAAUUAAUUUGUUCGUGACUUCUUCUAUCGCAGAUCGUCCUCGCAAGAAGCCACCCUGUAGGUCAAAAACCGCAUAUUGAGUGAAACAAAGCCCUUACUACGCUAUCCGUUUAUUUAGAAUUUUUUAAGUGUCCUUGCUGCUCUUCUUUCGCAUUUCAUUGUCGCCGAAUUGUAAACUGGACUUAAAAAAUCGAGAACGGAGUUUAGCAGACUGUACAGGGCUUUGUUUUGACUUCGAGCGGACAUUAUUGAAGUCCUGUUGAUGAAUAGGCAACUACUGUUUUUUUCACAGAAUUCAUUACAUAUAAUUUUUUAAGAGACCAGCUGCUCCAAGUAAUUAAAAAUCCUUUCUUUUGCCAACUCCUGAGAGGUCUUUUUUUGGCACAACCUUCAAAUGAUUUGCGAUUAGUAAAUAAUUUAUUCCGCAAGGGUGUCAAUGUCAAUGAAACAGCGUGGGGAACUUGGUUUUUUUCUUAGCAAACACUGUGUUUCGCUCCUGUGUAAGUUGCCUAUUUUUAUAUUUCAUUGUUAUCUCCCAAUAUUAAAUUCAGAUUUAGCUGUGGUGAAAUAAUUUGGAAAGUUUGGUUCGUAUUGUGCGUAAUGUUUUUAUUCAAAUACUUCCUUGUGGGUAAUCAUUGAUGGAAUUUUCAAUUUAGAACGACACUUGAUAUAUGACGGUGAAAAAUCGCUUUUAGAUGCAAAUGCGAAAAACAUACAAAAAUCAGUCAUAUUCAAAAUUAGAAUGACAAGAUAAUAUGAACAUUUAAGUAAUUUAAAAUCUGCUGAUUCUUAAAUUCAUCUUUUUUUAUGAAUAAAAUUUGUCUUACAUAAAUUUGUCUUGGAAAAGAAAAAUUGAAAGGAGAAAUCUUUUGACUGGGAUGUUAAGAGGUUGAAAGAAUAUUAAUAUUGUGACCAUAACUGAUGUGUUCUAAUAUCUGUGACAUUUGAUUUGUGUUUGGAUAUGGGUGUUCCAAACAUUUAACUGGAAGUUGGGUGUUGGAUUCAUGUAUUAAUAAUUUGUAAGGGUUUUUUUUUUAUUCAGGCAUAAAGUUGAAAUGGCAGGAAGGUACAGAGUAGCUUACAAGUGAGAUGAGUUUGAAAAUAGUUGCUGUUGAUCAUUUAGCCUUGUUAUUGCUGGCUGUCUAAACACUUAUAGUAGUCUUCCUUAUAUUUUUGGGGUGUUUUAACCCUGAAACUCCUAUAAGUGAUCAAGACAGAAUUUAUCCUUACAUAUGAAGACGAUAUCAAGCAGGCAAGGACUGAGAAUAAAUAAAAGUAUCAGUUAGGGGAUUAUUAAUUGAUCCAAUGCCAACUUCUUCAAACUAACAUCGGAAGAAUUUUAUGACUAACAGUAAGGAGAAAUGAUCAGAAGAUCUGUUAGUGAAAAGGCUAAACCCUUGCUGUAAUGUCAUCCAGUAAAGUUCAACAAUAUUUCAUCCUUAGGUUUUUAUUUUUUCACACUUUUAAACUUAACUCCUCUGGCUGAUUAUAAAAAUUGAUGGUUUUCUUUUUAGAAUCUAAAAUCUAGCAAACAUUAUAAAGAGAGGCAAAGAUAACUGAACUACUGGGUGUAAUCUUGAUGUAAUCCCAAAUUCUCACAACCAAUUUUUAAGUUAAAUGUGUCGCAGCUUAGAGAGAAUUACAUGUAGCAUCUGAGUAGUUACAAGGUUGAUAUACAUGUUUUUGUGUCUUUUGUAUAUAUAGUGUAGAAAGUUUGGUGAGAUACGGUUUUUCUUACCAGAAAAUGUUGGUUUUGGUACACUCUUGUUAAUGCUGUUUUUCUUUUGGUUUUGUUUUUCUUUUAACUAACGCAGUCAAGUUAGAGGUAAUUGAAGCUUUUAAUUCUUUAAAUCCUAUUAGUGACCAAGACAAGAUUUCUCCCUACAAUUUUAAUACAAUACCAGGCAGACAAGUCACAAGAAUAAAGAAAAAUAUCAGUUCGGGUAUUAAUUAUCAGUUGAUCCAAUACCAAAUUCUCCAAACCAAGAUUGUAAGAAUUUUAUGGCAGACAGUAAGGAGAAUUACUGGUUGGAUCGAGAUCUUGGGAGUGAAAGGUGUAUGAGAAAAACCUUUUAAUCCACUGCUGGAAAUGAAACUUCAAGUGCACCACAGUGUUCUUAGUUAGAUUUGAAGAAGGCAUUUGCCAAAUAUGAUGCAGGCUGCUGUGAUAAAUAGACAAAUUGAAUGGCUUAAGAACAAAACUUUGCAAUCCUCUGCUGGAAAUGAAUUUCUUUUUGUGUACAAAGGGUUUCUCAGUAGGAUUUGUAGUGGGCGUCUGCUUAAUUUGAAGCAGGCUGCUGUGACGAGGAAAAUAUAAAAGUCAGGCACGUAGACUAUAAAAGUAAGCCGCCGUAGAUCUUAAAGUUGUUUACUUUCUUUGACACCAUUUAUUUGACUUUACAAAAUACUUUCAAGUCCUAUUCACAAUUUUUUUACCAUGAGUUGUUAUGUUAGGUUACUUAAAAAAAUGGAAGAUUUAGAACACUUAAUUUAUGUAUGGUGUUGCACAAUUUUUUCAACUUAUGCAAAUUUCCUGCAAUCUAAGAUCUAGCGAUAGAGAUGUUUGGCUAUUUGAUUGGGGGUUAACCUGAGUAAAGAUAGGGCAGAAUAACAGAAAACGAUUAAUUCAAAUACUAUUUUGAAUAUUUUGGUAAAAAUAAAUUCAAAGAACUUACAAGCUUAAGGACCAAAGCUUUGUAGACAAACUGGUAAAUAAUUUCAUAAUGACUAUUACAAUCGUUAAAAAAAUUUGACGGGAGUAUAAUUGAUCAAGCGAACAGUGUUUGUGGUCGAUGCUAUCUUAAAAAAAUUUUGAAAAUGUCGGGGCGGGCUUCACUUCACAAAGACAAUUGCCCACACAAUGUUCAUUAUAGCAUGACUGCUCAAGGGCUCCUUUCUAAUUAGUAUGCAAUUACUGUUGUGAUUAUAGUAAUUAAUGAAUGUCUGUGACUAGUAGAGGGAAAUAUGAUGGUCAUUAGGUUCAGCAAGUUUUCAUGCUGUUACAGCAUGGAUUGAAUUAUUGAGGGUGGUACACAAACCCAAUAAUUUCUUGAUGAGAAGCCCUUGAAAAUUAAUUGUGUUGGUGAUGCAAGGAGCAGUUUUACUGAUUGACUUUCUCAUGAUUACAGCUCUGUUGCCUGCAUUUAUUUAUUAGCAUUUAAAUGUAAAUCAGUCUUUUUUCAGUUAGUUGUCUCAAUUGUUAAUUAAAAACAAAAAUUAAAAACAGGAUAUAGAGUUGGCACUCACUCACCUUUUUGGCAGACAGUAAGGAGAAUUACUGGUUGGAUCAAGAUCUUGGGAGUGAAAGGUGUAUGAGAAAAACCUUUUAAUCCUCUGCUGGAAAUGAAACUUCAAGUGCACCACAGUGUUCUUAGUUAGAUUUGAAGAAGGCAUUUGCCAAAUAUGAUGCAGGCUGCUGUGAUAAAUAGACAAAUUGAAUGACUUAAGAACAAAACUUUGCAAUCCUCUGCUGGAAAUGAAUUUCUUUUUGUGUACAAAGGGUUUCUCAGUAGGAUUUGUAGUGGGCGUCUGCUUAAUUUGAAGCAGGCUGCUGUGACGAGGAAAAUAUAAAAGUCAGGCACGUAGACUGUAAAAAGUAAGCCGCCGUAGAUCUUAAAGUUGUUUGCUUUCUUUGACACCAUUUAUUUGACUUUACAAAAUACUUUCAAGUCCUUUCAAGUACUUUCAAGUCAGACCCAAUAAUUUCUUGAUGAGAAGCCUUUGAAAAUUAAUUGUGUUGGUGAUGCAAGGAGCAGUUUUACUGAUUGACUUUCUCAUGAUUACUGCUCUGUUGCCUGCAUUUAUUUAUUAGCAUUUAAAUGUAAAUCAGUCUUUUUUCAGUUAGUUGUCUCAAUUGUUGAUUAAAAACAAAAAUUAAAAACAGGAUAUAGAGUUGGCACUCACUUUUGUUUAAAAUCACUUUCAAUUCAGGAUGUUGGUUGCCGCUGGAAAUUAAACCUUCUUUAAAUUAAAACGUGUUAGAUGGCAUAGGGGGACCCUGAUGUUUUAAAGAAUUGGGUGAAAAAUUUAAAAUGUUGAUUCAUAAUUUAGUAGUGUAAACUUACAGGGUUAAUGUGACCCCACAUAUUUAUAAAAUAAGUUUAAGAUGUUUUUGUGGGUAUCUAUCUCUUACUAACUGAGUUGGAGGUCUGUACUGUAAGUUGCAAACCAAAUUGUUUUCUGCUCAGAUUUAUGGCCAAGUGCCAAGUGCACAGGGCAAAAAUUUAGGUGGACUUAAUGGGAUAUGUAAUUUACAGUAUUGUCCAUGAAAACAAGUUUAGUAAGAUAUUUAUUAUAUCUAGCUUCAAGACUCUUUUUUUCAUUACAAAACAAAUCAAAUCAUGGUAAUGAAAUAACCAAUUCUUUGAGAUUUCUUUCAACUGAAAAAGGAGAAAGGAAAGAAAUUAAUAAAUGUUUUGCCAAAACAGGUCAGUUUAAGUGCCAUUCUCAGUGCUGUCAGACUUUUGGUCUCCAUAAGAUCAAAAUCAGUUUCCAUGUAGAAAGCUUUUGACCUUGCUUAUUGUUUCAGUUUGUUUGAGGGGCAUCACAUCUGCACCUAGAGCAUGGCCUACAAUGGGUGGCAAAAGUGUUUGCAUAUACUACUAGCUUUUAAAUUUCUUCUUCAACUUUCAUUUAUUUCUUCCUCUCCCCCAUCUCAAUUUUGCCUGCAUGGUGUUGACAAAAUGGGCUAAUUAAUUUUUAUAUACUACUUAAUAAAAAAAACUACUACAACAAGAUAUGUGGGGUUUACUUGCAAAUUAAAGGCUGCACUAUGCAUUGCCAAAUCAAACACUUGUAACCUACUCAAAAUUUUAUUUAUUCCACUAUCAAUAAGUAGUACUUAUUUUUAUGGGUAGCAAAGAUAUGAAUUUUAUUGGAAAACAAUUUAUUGUGCGAUCAAAUUCAGGUAAGAGAAAAGGUUUAUUGGCCUUUUUUUUGGUAAUCCAAUUGCACAAGUAGAUCACAAUUUUUCCUGUUUGAACGGAAAAUCAAGUUGCCUGUUGUAGAAGUUUGAAUGGCUAAAGUUUCCUGCCCUGACAAGAUAAGGCAGAAAUACUAGCAUCUUCUCAUGAUGGAAGCAUAAGUUUGUAACUGACCCCACUUGAAAAAAUUUCAGCUAUGUGGUUUCAGUGAUGGUACACAGAAGUUUCUUCACAGUAUUUCUUUAUUUGCUUCUUUCUACAACCUUGGAUAUUCCCUACUGAAUUGUUUUCUUUUAUAGAUCCUCCACGGAUUACAACAGUUCUUCCAAAGGAAAUUAACAAGAGUGAAGGCCAAAAUUUACAACUUACUUGUGAGGCCAAUGGGCGGCCAAAACCAAGGGUCUCAUGGAAGAGAGGAGAAACAGUUUUCAAUAGGACACGGCAGAUUUCCUCUCUGAAUUUUUCACCCUUAACUUACAAAGAUCAUGGGGAAUACAGAUGUGUUGCUGAAAAUGCUGGUGGAAGGGAAGAAAAAAAAGUCAAAAUCAAUGUCCAGUGUAAGUGUAGUGUUAUGUGAUUAAUUAACUUUAAAUGCCACCAUCUCUCAUGCUAGACGUCAUUUCCUCAAAUUAGCAUCUGGGCUCUGAUAGGGGCCAUCCACCAAAUAAGCACCCACCCUUGAAGGCCAUAAUGUCAAACAUGCAACUAUCCCAAUGUGCAAUCCUCCAUUGUUUCCUUACUUUCUUAAAUACUAGGGAUGCAAGGAAAAGCUCUUUCUAUAACCACUUUCUUCAAAACUUUUUAAGCUUUAAUAACUACAACAGAAUCAGUACAGGAAAAUGAUAAGCAGCCUCCUCAAUUAAGCACUAUCCUUAAAUAGGUAUUUCUCCUUUUAUGGUUUUUUUUGUGCAGCUUUGCGGCACAUUUUGUAGGCCAAAAAUCGAGAUUUUGGUGAGCUAAAAUAUAUUUUUCUCUCCUAAUUUACAGUGUUGAUAAUGGUACAAUACAAUUUGUGUUCUUGGGCAUCAGUAUGUUUUGGGGCCCUUCUCAGAGUCAUUUUAAACCUUGCCUAGCAGCUUGGGCUAAAAUGACUCCAAGUCAGGCCCAAAGUAUAUUGCCUGUGAUCAUAAACCCAAUUGUUUUUAAUUAUUGAUUUCAGAUUUUUUAAAAAUGUUGCUUGUUGUUAAAUUUCAGAUUCACCCAAGGAAACCAACAUUACCACAGAUGCUUAUCAGGACAUAGUUAGUGAUGGUAGUCGCAUUUCAAUCACUUGUGUAGCAUAUGGGAAUCCUAAACCACUUUACCAAUUUUUUAUUGAAGAUAAGCCUAUAACAGAUAGAAAGGCAGAGAUAUCAGGUGUACUAAGUGUGACAGCCAUUACCUACAGGCAAAGUGGAAUCUACAGCUGUGUACCAGAAAAUGAAAAAGGCAAAGGUCCCAAAAAGGAGGUUGCCAUAUACGUCCGACGUAAGUCAAGUUACUGGGAAUUAAAACAUCUCUGACAUAAUUGUUUGUGUUUGAACAAGAGGCCUGAUCACUUUGGACCAGUGACUCUUUCACAGAUUGAUGAUUUUGCACUAACUUUUAUUUUCAAAAACUUGUAUGGUAGCCUGGCAAUGCCUACCUUUAUCUUGGUUACUUUGGUUAGCUAACUGUGCCUGUGAUUAACUCACAUUGUAGAGGACCAGACUACUGUGUGGGAGGUUCAGGGUUCAAGCCCUGGAUCAGACCAACAUUUGGGGUCUUAAAAUAACUGAGGAAAAUGUGUUGCCUCAGCCAUGACAUACGCAGAUGCCGAGACAUUCCAGCCUUCUCGGAUAAAGACAAUAAACUUUAGGCCCGGUCUCUUGCACCUUCUCUGGUUGGCGGGGGAUAUUAAAGGCCCCACAAACCUUUCACAAAUAGUAAGAAAGAUAUCUCUUAGUGUUGUGGUUUGACCUGGUUUUUGUGUAUACAGGUCCCCAUUCAUACCAGAUUUGAGCUGAACUAGGCUAGCCUGUCUAAAUAUCACAAAUGCAUACAUACAGUAUAUGCCAUUAGCAGUGCUACACAAACACAUGUUUUGUCAUGUGAAUUAAAGAACUCUUCAGUCAUUGGAUCCCUCACAUCCCUCACAUCCCUCGCACUGCAUAUCAUUUGUGUGCCACGGAAAGAAAUGCAACAGCAGCUUUUGAUUACUGACAACCCAACAAAACACCUACAAUUAGAACAUUUUGGAGACUAAGUGCAGGUAGGAAAGCUGUAAUGGCUUCUUAUGGCAGGAAAUUAAAAACUGGGUGACAUGAUUGAGUACAAUACCUGGUACCUCAACUCUAACCCAGACCCCCACUUGGUUUGUGAGAAACCUCUUUCUUUUCUUACUUCUAAGCUCACCUUACAAGACAAAAUGGUUCUGAAUUUUUUCUUCAGACAAACCAGAGAUCACUCGUCAACCAGCCAACGUGGCUGUAGAUGAAGAUUCCCCUGUGUCAGGGUUUUGUGAUGCCAAAGGUUACCCACCUCCAGAAAUAACAUGGGAGAAAGUACGAGGCAAUAAACUGGUUGCCAGGGGAAGGAAUUUGUUUAUUCCAAACGCUCGGCGAUCUGACAAGGGACGGUACAGAUGUGUGGCUUCUAAUGGCGUUGGAUAUGCAAGUGCAGAGUUUAGGAUUGAUGUUUACUGUGAGUGAAUACUUUAAUUAUGAUAUAACAUAUGCAAAGCAGGGGCUUAAAUAUAUUUUUCUCAGGCUCUGGAAGAAGGGCUGUACAGCAGGCUAAAGAGAUGGCAGUAAGUGGUCUUAACAGGGCAUUGGCAGAACACUGGUAACUAGUGUUUUUUGAAACAUCUGUACAUAGAAGAUAUACUUAUUAUGUGUGUCAUGUGGAUGUUAAUUUUAUGUUCAAGUGUUGAUAAUUUUUCUCAGAGUGAGGAAAGCAAGCAAGUAAGAGAUAUUAUCCCCUCAAAAUAGAAAGCAAAAUGCUUUCUCCUCUCAGGCCCUCCUUUUCAAUCAAAAAGUAUGUAUAAUAUAUAGUGGUAUUAAAGUAAAUGGCUAGCUGUGUUCUACAAAUAGUCCAUUUUACAGUUGUGUGCUUGGUUGCCAAGCCUUUGAACAGGAGUGAGGCUAUUAGGUUGACCUUGUUAUGAUACAAACCUUUUUUUCUUCUCAAAUGCAAAUUACUUUGUUAUCAUGCUAACUAGAUACUGGUCUCUAUCACAACAAGGUCACCUUCAGCCUCACUCCAAAUCAAAGGCUUGGCAACUAGGUACAUGCACAACUGUAAAAUGGCCUAUUGAGGAAAAAUGGGAUCUUUAUAACCAGUAUGGCAAUGUGAGUGGAACCAUAAGCUUGACAACUUAAAACUCACUUGUGUCUAUCUUCUCCAGCUCCGACCAUGUCUUGCUUUGGUGGUAACCAAAAUACAAUGUAUUUGCCUCAGAAAGAGUUGUUUUAUGGUUAUUUUAAGAAAAAAUGAUCUUUUAAAUUGACCAUAUUUGAUUUACUUUUUUUUGUCUUUCCCCAACAAGACAAGCCUGUUAUUAAUAGGACUGCAUCAAGUCAAGACAUUCCAGUGUGGGCAGGGAAUACAGCAAAUUUGUCAUGUGUUGCUGAUGGCAACCCAGCUCCUCGAUACAUCUGGACUAACUCAACUGGUCAUGUAGCAACCUCAGAGGAGAGUGGAGUACUGCAGGUAACUCCGCAGGAUUCCGAUGGUUUUGGGCCGUACACAUGUACAGUGGAGAACAGUAAAGGAAAGGAUUCCUAUGAUAUACGUCUGGUGAAAGUUGGUAUGUUAAAUUUAAUUGCAGGGGUUUCAAUAACUUUUUUUUUCAUUAGUGGCUGCUGAUGGUGUAAUAGGUGGCUGUGACUAGAAAAGGUGCCAUGAAUCUCAAACAAGAGAGCUUGCUUGCAACUAGACUAAACAGACAACUGUUAGAGGUGUUAAUUUAUAGAUGGCUGUCAGACAGCCUGUAACUGGUUACUCCUCCUAGAUGCCAUGCUAGUUCUUGAAAACUAACUCAGGAAUUUUGAUAGAGGACAAAUUUCUGUCCUCCAUUUGUCCAAAUACAUUUUAGGGCCCAGUUGUCCAUAGAGUGAUAAUGCUAUCCAAUGAAUAAAUCACUAUCCAUUAAAUAAGUUUCAGAAAAAUGCUUUGUGCUGUGUUCUGUGCGGAAUCUCUAUCCACUUGAUGGAGGAUUUAUCCAUUCAUCCAUUUAUUAAAUGGGAGCCAAGAGCAAAAAACUCUUUCACCUACUGUAGGUAUUAAGGAAUUGAACAGAACAGUCUUUCAAAGACACAUAGAAAUAAUUUAUUUGCCAAUUAGGAUUUUUGAAAUGACUUCUUUGUCUCUGUGAUUUGACAUGUAUUUGCUUUUAAAAUUCAGAAUUCUGCCACAUUUAGGUGAUCAUAUUUGCAUCCAGCACUUGGUCCCCCUGUUCAACUCAUCUUUGUUUUUUAGUUGCCAUUCCAUCAUAAAUGUUUUACCUUAAUUGAAGAUUGAGGUUUGGAGAGAAUCUAUCUUAAUAACUCUUCACCAUUCUUUUGCAUCUGUCUUUAGAUAAACCAAUUGUCAAACUUAACCUUGAAGCACGGUCCACAACCUCUCUCUCCUUCACUUGGUCAUUACUGUCAGAUAGCAUGAGCAAUAAUCCGCCUUACUACACUUUACAGUACCGUAUGGAUCAGGACAGCGCCUGGUUGAAAAAAACAAUUUCUUCAAAAGUCAAUUCUUAUGUGCUUACUGGUUUACAGCCUUAUACUUUGUAUACUGUACAAUUGCUUGCAACAAAUUUGCACUUUACUAGUGACCCAUCUCGUGUCACAGCAAAGACUGGUGCAGCAGGUAAGAUUGGGACUCUGUAUUCUGUACUGGUAGUUUGUUCGUAUUGCUUGUGUGUAGAAGCAAUGAAUGAUGCAGAAUUCAGUUGAGAGUUGUAAAACCAAAACCUAGGAAAGUACAAUAGCAAUCUGAUUAGGAAUUCAUUCCCAAACCCAUCUGGUUAAUUGUGAAGAACAACUCCCAGAAAAAAACCUGUCGACUGACUAAUGGCCAACUGUUGACUGACACAGAUGGAUGACAGGUGGUCAUUACUGCAGAGAUAACUCUCAUAUUCAUUUAUUAAUACAUGAGUUGAUGAAAUAGUCAGUCUAGGGGAGCUUUUCUUCAUAAUAACCCCCAUCUGACACAACUCUCAAGAGAAUUAUCAUUCACACACUUUAGACUUGGGUCAUUUAUCAAAAGAGAAUUACAUGUAAGAACCUUGGUCUGCUUCUUUUAAUUUGUAAUUGACCUUAUUAGAAUUUGUUCUGUUAUCUAGCACCUGGACCUCCUGAGAAUGUCAGGGCAUAUGCAGUUAACAGGACGUCUAUUCGUGUGGAGUGGGACCCCCCAAAGAAACCCAAUGGACCAAUAAAAACAUACUCUGUCUUUAUCCCAGACAGUGUGCACUUGGUGUCUGUUAAGGAAAAUGUUACUGAGGUUGUCAUUGGACGUCUGGAGCCAUACACCAACUACACUGUGAAAGUGAGGGUGCAAAACAGUGUAGGUACAAAGGAGAGCUCUGCUGUGAUUGUUCAAACAAAACAAUCAGGUUAGUUCUUACAUCUGCUUUGCACCAGGGAUCUCAUGAAUCAAGGUGAAUCCUUGGUAUGUCCAGAAGUGCUUGCAGUAACUAAAAAGGCAAAAAUUUGUCAAAGUUGCCAGAUCUGCUGAGCUGAUUUUGUUUUGACCAAUUUGACUAAAAUUCGUCAAAAUUCUGCCAAACUGAUUUCACUUUGAAAAGUUUGACUAAAAUGCGCAGAAAUCACCGAACCAUGAAUAUUCAAUUGGUUUGACAAAAUUUUGUCAAAUCUGCCAUUUUCAUUGCUGCAUGCUUUUCUAGACAUAAGGGGAAUUGUUGUAAUCUGCUCCUGAAUAUUUGAAUAACUGUUGGAAUAAUGUCAACUCAGCUGGCACUAUAUAUGUCAGUUUUGUUAUGGUUUUCCAUUGGAUUGUGCCUGCAGAGCCUUACUUUCAUAUGAUAAAACUUCUAAAAUGAUAUUUACGAUAUACUAACUAUAUACUUUAGACUAUAUAGAGAGACCAAUCAUGACCUAAUUGCACCACCUGAGCAAUCAGCUUAUACGAACAGGACUUAAAACAUUUGACUGACAACAACUAUUACGUAACCUUGACUUAGAUGAUGACUUCCUCGCAGAUUAUCAAAACAAAAGUCACCACCUGCCACAACAGUCUGUCUCUGGACAAUCAGACUACAUUAUCAUAUACAGACUAGGUAAACAUUUGCCUUUUUUUUGAUCAGCCCCAAGUAAACCAGGUAAACUUGAGGCAAACAUGACAGGACCUCACAGUGUGCGUCUAAAAUGGACAAAACCAAAAAGACCAAAUGGCAUAAUUGUGAUAUUCAAAGUAAGAAUGUUCUGGAGGUUCAAGAACAGAAAAGGAGGGUACAAAUACAAUACUUACAUUAUUCCUGCAAAAGUUACAAACAAGAGGAGGAAAAGGAGACUUGCCCGUGAAACGUCAGAUAAUAUUGUAUGGAGACUAGAUCCCUUCAGAGACAUUGAGCUGAAAAAGAUACAGCCUUUUGCUAUCAUAUCAGUGCGUGUAUCUGAGGCAACUAGAGAUGAUGACAAGGAACCAAUGUGGAGUCCAUUUUCCAGUAACCAGACCAUAGAGACUGACGAGGGAGGUAAGAGGACACAAUAAUAUUGUUUUAUUUGAGAGAAAUUGGAGGCUGUUACUCGUUGUGGUGGGCAACUGUAAACAGGGAUUUCAAAAUAGGCCUAUGACCACUGGAGUUCCAUUGGCUACAUGAUAACAUGUCACCAGUUACUCUUGUUAAAUUAGUUAUCUCCUGGCCCUUAGUAAAAUUUUUUAUAGUCACUUACUUUGGCAGUUCGCGUCUGAAGCUUUAAUUGUCAUUGGCGAUGUUCACCUUUCUUUAUUCGCCUUGACAUCCUUACAAACUGUUGGAAAUAAAAAGAAUUAUUUUUUACUAAAGAUCUUGUCUACAAAGCCAAGUCUUUUUUUGAAAUCUGACCGAUUGACUUAGCGAGUCUUUACAGUGUUGUUGUCACACAAUAACUCGUUCACGUCUAAAACUUUUUUGGUCAUUGGCAAUGUUCACCUUGCUUAUUUGCCUUGAGAUCCUUAUAAACUUUGUUGAAAGAUCCUUAAAAACUUUUUUGAAAUGACCGAUUGAAAAUCUUUGUUUUUUUUUUUUAACUGUCUAAAAAUAUUUUGUCCAGAGAUCCUUAUAAACUUUGUUGGAAAUAAAAAAAAACUGAAUAUCUUUGACAUAAUGAGAGAUUUACAGUGAUUUGGGAUUUACAGUGUCGUUGUCAUGCUCAAUAAUAUCUCGUUCACGUCCGAAGCUUUCUUAGUCAUUGGCGAUGUUUACCUGGCUUUAUUCGCCAUGAGAUCCUUAUAAACUUUGUUGGAAGAAAAAAAAUUGCUUUUUUCCUAAAGACCUUUUACUUUUCUAUGUGUUUAACUUCUAAUAAGUUGUACUGGAUUGAAGACCAACCCGCCGACGUCUCUACUCGAUUUUAUACGUCGGCGAGUUGAACUGUCGGCUGUCGGGGGGGGGGGGGUUGAUUAUAACAGAAGAGUGUGGCUACUGUCAUUAGGUUUACUUGGACAGAACUGACAAAUAUUUAUGGAAGGAAAUGAAACUUGAGGGCACUGAUUGAUACAAUGUGAUUCAGUAGUAAUCCUUGUCUGUCUAUUGUAAUGUGAUCAUGUUAUUUUAUUCAACCCUUUAAUCCCUAACAUCAGUAGGUAUGUUCUCCAUACUGUUUUCUUGAAUUCCCUUCCAGCACCAGGUGCUCCAAGUGAUGUCAAACUGGAAGAGAAAUCAGCCACAUCCUUGUUAGUGACUUGGAAAUCACCUGAGUAUCCAAAUGGAAUUAUUCAGGGAUACAGGAUAAUCUACUCUGACAACACAGGGAGAAACGUCAGCACAGCAGAUAUCACAAAAGGGCUGACCAAUAAAACAUUGUUUUAUCUAUUAACUGGUCUCAAGGAGAAUGUAGAGUACAAAGUUUAUGUAAGUACAAUUGUAACAGUUUUAAUGAACUACUGUAGUUAAUUCCAUGCAAAACUAAAAUUGUGAAUCAUGUGUGAUUCUUGCAAUCUCACUUUUUCACCCUUUUUGCACACUGGUCAAAAUUUGAUCAGUUUUGGGCUUCAGUCACACAGUAUGACUGAAAUCACUAGUUGAGUUUUCAGUAUGUACUUUGUCCAAGUUGUAGAGCAUCUGCAGUAUCAAUGUUGAUUGGGAGUGUUCACAAUUCCUGUGUUUUUGUUUGUUUUUUUUUUUUUUUGCGGGGUGUGUAUGUCUGUGUCAGAAAUUAACUAACAUUAAAGGAAGGUUUUUUUCAGUCUUUUGGUGGACUGGGGGUGGGGGGAGCUAAGAAUGGGUCAAGAAUGACUGACCCCUUAAACUCUUUUCACUCUAACAUCAGUAUGCAUAUUCUUCCAUGUGUUCUGUACAUUCCUAGCAAUCAAGAGCUUCUAUAGAUGGUGACCAUUUGUUUUAUUCUAGUAACCUGAAAAAUUGAUUCAAGGGAUUGUAGUUUGUAGGGAGAAAUUAGAUGCUAAUCACUCUUAGAGGUCAAGUUUUAUAUCUACCUAAUGACUGAGAUGAGAGAUGAAAUUCUCAAAAUAUCUAAUAUCCUUGUUAAUCAACUGUUAUUAAUGAUGCUUCUGAUGUGCUCUUUCCCCAACAGGUUCAAGCUUUUACUAGUUAUCCAGGAGAGGUCAGCUCUCCAGUCAUUUACAACAAAACACCAGGUUAGGCUGGAGAUAUAUACUCUAUCAUGUCUUAAACUAUAAACAGAACCCUGUGCAACUAGCUACAUGUACCUUUAAAAAUAUAAUGUUAAACCAUUGUUUGAUGAUCAAUAUUGUGAGUUUUGUAACUGAUUUGAUCAUUGUACUUUGCUGCUCCAGGAGAUGUGGCAGAACAUACUGGAGUGGACACUGGAUCACUGUAUGGUGGAGUAUUUGCUGGGAUAAUAAUUUUGGCUUUUGCGAUCAUCAUUAUUGCUUUAAUUAUAAGGUAGGAUGUCCAGUUUAUACUCCCAUUUAAUUGUAGAAACAACAAGUAUUUAGAUGUGGCUAGGGGCAGAGAUUCAAUUGGGUAAUAGUCCAUUUUACAGUUGCGUGCUUAGUUGCCAAGCCCUUGAAUAGGAGUGAGGUUAAGGGUGACUUUGUUAUGAUCCAAAUGUUGCUGCUUUUCAAUUGUAAAUUACUUUGCUAUCACACUAACUAGAUACUGGUCUCUAUCACAACAUGGUCACCUUCAACUUCACUCCAAAUCAAGGGCUUGGCAACUUAGUACAUGUACAACUGUAAAAUGGCCUAUUGCCACUUUUCUCCACUACAUUUGAAUUUCCCACAAUGUAACAUGAUAUCAGAUUUCUGGAAGUAGGCAUCUUUAGUUCAAGAGAACUGAGAGGUGCUUCGAAUUUUGUGGUGUUAGUGUGUAGUUUUAACUUGUUUGUGAUUGUAUGCCAGUUCUGAAACCAUGGAUGGGGGAAAAAUUUUAGAUUCUUAUCAGAGUUCAUUGAAUUUAAUCAACAGAAAACACAGAAGACGAAGAGAUUCCACAGAACUCAAGAACAAUCGUUAUGCUGUGGCUAACUCUAAUGACAGUGGGAUAGGAGAUAAGGACUCUCUUGACCGUGUGCCUGGGAUCAAGUAUCUUCAAGGGCGACGUGGAUCAGAAGGUUCGGAAUCAUGGGUUUAGUUAGUAUGGAAAGCUUCUUGAUUUGUAUUUUGUACAAUGCAUGCUACAGAUCUUCAAUCAAGGAUUGUCCCACCAUUUGGGAUAACUUAAUGGAAGAUUUAUCUGCUGCAAUAAGGUGAUCAAUGGAUUUUUCUUGGUUUAGACCUGUUCAUUUCAGCAGAUGAAGUCAUUAGCAGUAAGCACUUUAAUAGGAUUUUUAGGAGAAAUUGCCCCCAAAAACCUGGAAAAAAACGCCAUUGUGUGCUGAACGUAGAUAUUAAGGCAACCAAUAACAUAAAAUAGACAAUAAUUGGAAAUUGCUUUAAGGUGCCUUAGUCCAAACUUAAAGUAUUAAAUUGAUGGAAGCAUAAAAUAUAAAUUUAAUACAUCUUAAUUCUGUAAGAUGAAAUUCAAUUUUCUGAAAACAUUAUUUAUUACAAUGAAAGUAUACAUGUUUGUAUAAUUUGACUGAAAUUGAUAAAUUUCUCUUCUUUUUUGCAACUGUACAUUAUAAAACAGCUACUACUGUAUAUCUUCAAAAUAAUGUAACCUUUUUCUGCCAGCAAAAAAAUUUCAUAAUCUGUAAAUAUAAUGAGAAUUGCCAUUAAAGCUUUUUACAAGUAAAGAGUUUUGGAAAUAAUUGGUUUAACAAAAAACAUGAUAUUUUAAAAACCCUUAUACCAAGUAAUGUUAAUUACAAUACUGGUCAACGUAGUUCAGGUGUAAAGAUUCAGUAUGGAACUAAUGGAGCAAUAGAAAAUGUCAAAUUUGGAGAACCCAGCUUCAAAUUCAUUAGGGUUAAAAAUUGGCUGCAAUUAACACCUGACUAAUAACAAAGGUGUGACCAUGACAUGGUGCCAGUAGGGAAGUUUGAAAUACUAGAGUUGGCAAUGAAGCCCAGAGAUUCUACUCUUAACCCUGUACACCUCAACAUCAGUAUUUGUAUUCUCCAAACUGUGCUCUUAAAAUUUUCCAUGAUACUGACAAGGAGAAUUUGUUUGGCAAUUGAGAGCCUCUUAAAUUGGAGAUCAUUUUCUCUCGGGGAUUAAUUUUUUAAGGUUUCCUCAGGAAAAUUUUGUGACAGCCACUGGAUUGGUUGAAAGGUCAAACCUUUGUUGAUAGCAAUCAUUAUUGAUAAAACGAUUCCACUGUAGAACAGUGGAAUAUUGGAGCAUUGGAACAGGUGUCUGGUGGACAAUAAAAUGAUAAAUAUUGAGGAAAAAGUCCUAAAUUAUGUUUAUAUUAUUAACUCGUAAAAAUAUUGUGGAGGAGUUGAAUGGUUCCUCAUGAGAUUGAAUUUUAUCUUAAAAUUUCAAUUCAUUUUCAGUUCAACUAAGGUUGCACUUGUAUAACUUUCUAUUUUACUUUUUCAUGCUUAAAUAUUAAAUUAAAUGUUAACUUUUUUAAAUUUUUAUUUUAUUUUAUUAAAUUUUCAGUUUUUGGCCUUUGAUUGUAUUUUAAUGGUUUUUAUUGGCAGAUGCUACACGCACAUUGUUAAUUUUCUUGCAGCAUGUGACAUGCCUAUUACACUAACCACACUAAACUAACAUGCAUAAUUAACCUUACAAUAAAUGCCUAAUCAUUUUUUCCCACUUUUUUGUGCUAAUAUUCAUGUAAUUAUAACAGUUUUGAAUCAUGCUAACACCUCACUAUCAUCUGAAAUCUAGAAGAUUUUUUGAAUUUGGGAGUUUUUUUUUCUUAAUUAAUGUUUGCAAGACUUCAAUAUGACGAACAUAAGAAUAUAUUGAUAAAUAUUGUAAAUAAUUAAAUUUUUAAAUUAUCAAAUUAUCGUAUAAUUAUCAAAUGCAAUAAUUUUCCUGAACACUGUAGAAUUUGAUUUUAGAGUGAAUUAUCCCACUCAUGAAUAAAAUGCUGUGGUGCAAUAAAAGUAUUCUUAAAUGAGGCUCCUUGAUAUUGCAAACAACAGGAAUUGAACUGCUUUAAAUAAUGAAUAAAUUUGCACUUUAUUAAACAAAUUUUAUUAUCAAUCAUUGUCUUGUUUGAAUGAACCACAAGAAACCUUUUAUUUUCAUUUAUUCAUUGCAGUAAGUUAUGGAAUGGAGUACUUAUUCAUUUAUAAGUGAUUUCUUAUGGCUUUCAAAUCGUGAAAGCACAUUGCCCAUUGAAAAAAAUAAAGUGAGAUUUGUGGUUUACAAAAUUUUAGGAAAUUUUUUUUAUCAAAUCUGAGUUUUGUGGGUUUUUUGGUACCUUCACUUCCUGUCUAAUUGCAAAUUUUAGAAAGAUAUCAAACAGAAAAAGUGUUACAACUAUUAUUUCACAAUUGCUUCCAAUCCCUUCUGCAUACUCUGAAGGACUGCCAUGCUUCUUGGUUGGCUUAGUGUCAACAGUGCUUGUUGAGUGAUGAGAAGUUUAUUUCGCUGUAAAAUGCACUUGUACAGAUGGGUAAUAAUGAUUUCCAAACAGAACAAUUUUCCGUUGAGUUUUGAAAGCGACCCUGGUUUGCUUUGGGUUUGCCUUACUUUAAUCUGUGAUUGGUCUAGAAAAAACUCACGCCACCAUCUCAACCAAUCAAAUACAAAAGUUAAACCAAUCCUAAUAUGAUCACUCUCGUUUUCCCGCGCUUCAAGCAGAUUGCUAGUUUUUACUUUAAGUUCUCAUUGGUUGAACAUGCCGUUAACAUUUGCUCUGAUUGUUAGUUGCUAUUACUUUGGCAAAUGUUCUUUAACACACAAUUGAAAACGGCUCUAAACUAUAAUUUUGAUGAAUUAGGCUCUGAAAUUUUUUUUUGAGACAAAAAUUAAUGCACAGUUAGUACAUUUUAAAAAAUAUAUAUUUAAUUUUAUUCCAAAUCCCGCCAGAGAAUGCUGAACAUAAGUAACUUUUUUUAAUAUAAAGAUUUAAAUUACAUACUUAAGGUUGACGAAUGAUGUAAUUGACUCAGAGGUAAGUGGAAGUAGCUGAUACAUCUCAAAUAAAUCUAACCAAAAUGAUAAAUAAAUUUUUAGAAAAAUAUUUUCAACAAACACGAUGUGUGCUGGGAGAUAAAGCAUCAAGAAACUCUGAGGCCUGGAAAAGAUGCACUUUAAGUUCAGGUGAUUGCUUAAUUAAGAACAAUAAAUAAAUGAUAAAGAGUAAUAUGUAAGAAUACAGUACAAUUUUUCUUACAAUACUCGAUGAGGUUAAAUCAGAAUUUGAGUGUUCCAGUGCAAAGUUUCAGCUUUGUAUUUAAGUAAAAUGCCUGUAGGAUCAUUCAAAUUGAAUAUUAAACAUAAAAUGUAUGGUUGGUAGGUAAAGCUUAUCCCAGUUUCCAUAACAUGAGGUGACAAGGAGUGCUGCUACUCCCCCCUGGAUGGGAUGUCAGUCUAUUGUAAGGUUACCCAUUUAUACUCCUGGGUGCACACACAAUGUUUGGGUCACUGCCCAAAUGUUCAAAGGUCAAUUAGCACUAACCCAAGGUUAAAUUUUAAUCUAGGUUUGUUCAUUCCUUUGUUCAAAGCAUUUUUGGGAUAAUGUUCUCUAUUCUUUUUAGAGCAUCCAUUCAUCAGCUUGUAGCGAAACAAACUUGCAAUGAAUUUUCUUUUAAAGCUUUCAGAGCUGAAAUCCAAUUUCACACUAACCCUGGGUUAUCUUAACCCAGCUUUGAACGACCUGGCCUUGGUCUCCAACUCGGUAAUUAAAAAGCCAGCAUUUUUACAAGCUAGAGAAUAAAGCUUUAAUGAUUAAAAUGAAGAUCUUCAAUUAGAAAUUUAUGACCUUAAAUGUUUUAUAAUUGAGAAGACUGAUCAAUUCACUGGCUAUUGAUCCGUGAAUUUGCAUCUACUGUUCCUCACAGAUACAGAUAGUUGAAGACCUCUACUGUUGCACUACGGUACUGUUGGAAUUAUUUUCCUCUAGAUCAUUGUUAAACUAAAACAUUGCACACCGCGAGUCAUGUAGAGAGGGUUAGAACUGGGAUUGUUUUAUGAAAAAACGCGUUAUUCUAUCGGUUGGGGCGUCGGACUCAGGGUUCAGGGGUCUGGACCUGGCAGGGUCUUUGUGUUGUGUUCUUGGCCGAGACACUUAACAAUCACAAAGUCUCUCUUCACUCAGGAGUACAAAUGGGUAGCAGUGAACUUGUAGGGGGGCUGGGUGAACUUCUAAAGUGGCUGACUAAUCUGUGACAGAAAACAGGUGACUAACCAUUCAUUCCAUCCAUUUGCGACGAGCUUCAGCUGGAUGGGCUUCUUCCUAAAAGUACAGAUGUACCGUUUGGGAAAGGUGGUGGAGUGGGGUGGGGAGUUGUUACCUGGGAAAGGGGGUGGGGUGGGGUGGGAAGUUGUUACCUGGGAAAGGGGGUGGGGAGUUGGUGCCUAUUUAGGAGGCAAGGUGCCAACUGUUGCAUUCCUGUUGAAAUAUUGACAUACACACAAAUCAAGAAUGCUGAAACUUUUGCGGUUGGACAAAGUUGUGUCGCUAAUUCUCCCUGUACACUUUCUACGAACCUUCAUUGACUUUAAAAAUUUUACAAACAGGUAGAAGUAACUUUAAACUUUCCUUGUGAUUUAAAGCAAGUAAGAAAUGAAAUCUAUGAUAAAAAUGCUCUAAAAGGCCUUAAAAACCAAACAGCCCUUAAAAACCAAACAGCCCUUAAAACAAGGUGGUGUUUUCAACAAUAAAGUAGAGUGAAUUUGUAUAAAUUUAAAACCCUAUCAUCUAACGAACAUUAGUGGUCGGGUGUAUUAGCUGAAGAAAAAUACAUUAAACUUAAGACCCAGUUGGCCAAUCUGAAUGACCCACAUGGCAAUUCAGGUGAAGUUUAGGUUUGAAGGUUAAAAUAGCCUUUUCCGGGAGAAGAGUGCACAAAAAAGACAGUCCGUCUUGGAGAAAGAAUACCUUUAUUUCUGUGGAGAAAAAAUGCUGAUCAAUCAAUCUGGUUAGUCAGUUGAUUACCACACUCUGGUGUCACACACUUUCCACCCAGUCGUUUGGUCUUCACCAAAUCCAAAAAUUCAAAGGGAUGCCAAUCGUUUUUUUAGAGGUAUCAUAUUAACCUUAAACUUAUAGCUAAAGUUUAAAAAAAUUCAUCUACCUUUGAGCGAUGAAAAUGUGUAUAAUUUUUUUUUUUUUAAGCCAGGCAGAUCCGCAGUCAGUAUGAUGGGUGAUAUAGAAAUCACUGGACGUUCCUUAAUGGAUGUAUCUCGUGUUACAUAAAAUCUUGUUUCAUUAAAUUUGCAGAUGUAGUGGGUCCAGGAAAGUUUGUAACAAUCAAACCCAUUCCUAUUGAAAAGCUGAGAGAAUACUGUGAAAUCAAUCAAGCUGAUGGCAACAAGGCAUUUAGAGAAGAGUUUGUGGUGAGUUAGUAGCUAAGGGUGAAUUUCUACAGAAGUCAUUUUUGCCAAUAGAUAAACGUCAUCCUCUGAGAAUGAUUGCUCAUCAUUACACUUGGUCGUCAGUUCUCUUCAAGGAUUUCGGGUUUGAGCUCGAGGGGACAGACGAGAAAUUGGAGGUUGCGAGGUGGAAAAGAAGGGGUCUGAAGAGAGUAACAGAGGACUUCCUUUAACCCAGGCUCUUGCCGUUUUUCGCUCUUUUUUUUCCUCAUUUUCAUUGACCAAGAGCUCGUCUCCGGCAGCUUAUUAACCUACUCGUUGGGUCAGACCCCACUUAUUGUUAUAAGGUGUACGCUGAAUCACAACUUCUGAUUUUUUUGUUGAUUUUCCAACUGCAGUCCAUCAGGGUACCAGGAAACUUCACAUGGGAGAGCAGCCAGAGACCAGAAAAUCAAGCCAAGAACAGAUACAAGAACAUUAUUCCAUGUAAGUCCAGUAUACCAUAUAACCAGAAGCUAAUCUCUAUAAUUUAAUUAAAAGUGGCCCAAAAUUACCAACCUAAAAAAAAAAAAAAGAAGAAAGAAAGAAAGCCAGGGAGGGGAGAGAGGGUUCGGCCCCUACCCCUACCCCUCCCCCUUAUCACUCCCGAAUCUCAGUUACUCAGGUAUUUCCUUAUGACUAUUUCUUGGGUCAUACAAUUAUUUAUUUCCGUUAAGAAUUAAGAUAAUUUCCCUUUCCUUUGUUACAGGAAUAAAAUGAAACGUGGCAGGCACUGCGUAUGAUACGCAUUAGAAUAUACCACACAGGUGAAUAGUGCUUUUCGCCCACGCUGAUUGGCUAGUUCGAAAGCGCUUAGGAAGUACCUAUUCACCUCCCGGGCAGCCGAAGAGACAAAAUCGCGCGUCAAAAAUUUAAUUUCUAACAUUUUUGGUGUAUUGAAAUAGAGAAACUAUAUUUUUGGUUGCUGUGUGGUAUAUAAUGAAACAAUUAUUCACCUCAGUGUUAAGUGAAAGUGGUGGAUAUUUACCUCGCCGCUUCGUGGCUCGGUGAAUAUCUACUACUAUUCACCUCCACUUCGGUAAAUAAUUGGUAACUAUCUGAAAAGAGUAUAUUUUUCGGGCAUUAGGCUUUUUGAUAAACUUCACGUCAGGCCAACCGUCACAAUUGUGUUGCUCUUCUUUGACUCAUUUGCAGAUGACCACACGAGGGUGCAAUUAGUGGAGUUGGAUGGUUAUCCAGGAAGUGAUUAUAUCAAUGCCAACUUCAUUGAUGUAAGUACAAUAACAAAAAAAUAGCAACAAUAAUGAAAUGUUUAAACCUUUAUCCUUUACAAUGAUCGGUAUCUAAUUUUUCCUCUCGAGAUCAUUGCCAAAUCAAAAGUCCAGGCCAUGAGAAUUAAGGAAUUGAUUGCCAACUACAGAAGCUCUUACGUAUUCUCUCUGUCAGUUCAAUACAAAUUAUGUCGUGCACAGCAUGGUGAAUUUUCAAACUGAUAUUUGGGUGUUAUGAGCGUUGGAGUAAGGUGUGAGGUUUGAAGCAGUUAUAGCAACGAUAACAAUUGUACACAGUUGCAAAAAUCAGGUUGUGAAGUAUCUCCCAUGAGUUGCACUCAGGUCUCUCCCGGCCUGACAAUGUUAACUGGACUACCUGAUAAGUUCCUUAUUGACUAUUAUUUGUUUAUUUGUUUAUUUUUAGGGUUACAAUCAUCACUGCAAGUUCAUUGCUACACAAGGUUUGAGUUUCUUUGAGUUCUUUCUUCUUCGAUGGAACAACCUACCUUUGCCAUGGGAAUGUCCCACUCGAUUGCCAUCAAUGAUGCUGAACGUUCACUCAUAAUAUUUACUUGAGCAGUUGGGUUUUUGUCAUGGAUUCUCGGACGCUACCAAUUAUUAAGGAAUUUUUGUAAAGUAAAUGUAGGCUGGACGCCAACGAAAUGAUCCCCCACCCAGUUUUGCUCGUUUGAGAUCAAAAGCUAUCAGAGACGGACGUAGGUUAUGAGGGUGUUAACGAGGCCUUUAUUUUUCCUUUCACCUGAGGUUUGACCUCAGGACUCGACAACGGCUCUUGACCAUAGUGCCACAUAUUGGGGUACGAGACAAUUCUCUGACCCACCCACCCCCCUCUUUUGCCAUUCCGCUCCGCGCUGGCAAUUUCUAAUCACGUCUUAUACAUACAUUUCAGGUCCUGUUGCUAGCACAUUUGGAGACUUCUGGCGAACAGUCUGGGACCAAGGCGUUUGUAUCAUUGUCAUGGUUACAAACAUGGUGGAAGGAGGACGGGUGGGUUAAACUACAUUUACACUGAACAUCAUUUUGAUAAUAUGUCGGAGACUGGGCCCGAACGUAGUUGAGUUUUGAUUGACACAGCACGUCAGUGCAGUGAUGCUUGUCGCUUUAGAGGGAGUGUUUUUUCCUAAGAAAAGGUAUAAGAGAUUAAAAAACGGUUUUAUUUUUAUAGCAAGAAAACCUGUGAUUGUGACUUUGGGAUACUAAACUCCUACUGCCACCAAGGCAAUCCCGAUAAAUACAUAGGUCAUAGGUAGAAAGAACCACUCAGAAUGCAAGUAGAAUUUUAAAUCAAGAAUACUUGUCUUUAGAUAAAGUGUCUGAAGUAUUGGCCGAGCGCCAGUCCAGAAAUGUACGGUCCUGUCCUGGUUUCUCCGGGUGAUGAGGAAGAACUUGCUGACUAUGUGAUUAGAAAGUUUUCGGUUCAGAUGGUGAGUUUGUUUUGGAUUAUUUGUACCUACGUUGCUUUCAGUGAGAUGGUUAGUGAGCCUAUAUGAGUCCGUGAAUGAUUUAGUCAGUUGAGUCAGCCAGUCAUUGAGUCAGUCUCUGAGGAGGUCAGCCAGACAGUUAGUCGGUGAGUCAGUCGGUCAGUCUGUCAAUCAGCUAGUGAGCUAGUCGAUCAGUCACUCUAUGAGUCAGCCAGUCAGUUAGUCAGACAAUAAGUUGGUGACUGAAACAGUCAGUCAGCGGUGAGUCAGUCAGUGGUGAGUCAGUCAGUUAGUCGUUCUGUCAAUCCGUUUGUGAUUCAAUGAUUUCUUGGACAGUUGAAGUCUGAGAUCUGUGAGCUCGUUUGAAGUACGUGUGUAAAAAAAGUACAAGAUAUCUACCCAGCUACAUAGGAUAAUACAGGGAAACUGCGAGUUGACUAAGGUGCAUAUAAGCUAGAAUGCUGACUUUCCUUGUUAUCUUUCUUAGACCUCAGACACAGCCGAGUAUCGCGCUCGUGAGGUGAUACAGUAUCACUUCACGGCUUGGCCUGAUCAGGGGGUCCCUACCCACGCAACCUCCUUGCUUGCUUUCCUGAAGAAGGUCCGUGCCUCUGUGCCAGAGGAUUCUGGGCCCAUUUUGACCCAUUGCAGGUAAUGAGAUGGGACCUUGAAAUAAUUUUUCGCAGCUGUCGUCCGUUACGCUCUAACGACAGCCACAGAAAUGAGUCGAAACAUUGCGGCGAGGUAGACGGGCAAAGUUCCCUUGAAAAAUAGACGAAGAGGAAAAUUGUUUUUUGAAAUUUGCGUUUAGCCUGUUUAUAUUUUGUAUUGGAAGUUUUUGUAUCCUUCUUCCUCUUCCACUGUUGUUAUGAUAAAAGAUAUUUAUUGGCCUGUGCCAUUUAUUUUGCAGUGCUGGUGUAGGACGCACCGGGACAUACAUUGUACUUGACGCCAUGUUGGACCAAAUAGAUGCUGAGGGAGUGGUAGACAUCUAUGGUUUUGUCUGUCAUAUCCGUCAACAGAGAAGCGCCAUGGUGCAGACAGAGGUAUGGCAUAAUUUAACGCGGGGUGGGAGGGAGGGGGGGGUAAGGGAUCGGAGGAAUUUAGUUGUGUCACUUAAAAUAUACUUAAUGCCCAUAGGCUCUAGAAAAAAAGACUCUCAGACCCCCCCUUCGAUAAAUAUUGACUGAUCCCCUUGUCUCUCCUUAAAACCAUGAGAACCCCCAACCCCCCCCAUGAAUAAUGACUGAUCACCGUCCGUUUCCGUUGAAAACGAUGUGAUCCCCCCUCCCCCUCCCUCUCAAUAGAAAGGUCCUCAGGCCCCCCUCCCCGUGCGAUAAAUAAUGACUGGUUCCUUUGGAAGGACUUAUGAUAUAAUGACGUGGACGGUUGUAUUUAUUUAUUUAUUCAUUUGUUUAAUCUUUCUACGACAGGCCCAGUACGUAUUUAUCCAUGACGCUCUGGUGGAGUAUGUCACAUGUGGCAGUACAGAAUUUGCUGUGCGUGACCUACCAGAGAACUUGCGUGUUCUUAACACCAUUGAUCCAGACAGUGGAGAUUCGCUUCUGGUGGUGGAAUUCAAGGUAUUAAACUUCUUUAAACCAGUAGAUUUCGUGGAGUUUUGAGAGGGUCUUCCGACCGAUCUGGGGAUGCAGUGAGGUGUGAACAAUUCUUAGAAAGUACUAGACUUCUCAAAAGUGUGUUUUUGUGAGGUUUUGAUGUUUCACCGUUCAGGAGACAACACAGCUCCUUCUGAUCAUAAUGUUUGAUUCAGCAGUAAUCUGCAGCGAGAAUUUUGAUUCUUGUGACACUUGGUGGGUAAAGGGUCAGGCGAUCUUUCAUCAAUUUCGUAAGGGUGUAAGCCGAUGUCAUUUUGGAAACUUAAUCUUCUUUAAUAAGGGAUGAAAGAAGCUCAAGGCUUCAUCUUAAUAGUUUUCUACGGAUAUACAUAGGCAUACUGAGCAAACAAUAGCUUAGGAAUUGAAAGUGCUUUUAUUCCUUUUCCUGGUUUGUGUCGUUUCGAAGGUACUUUGUGAGGAAGAGUUCUCGCUUGCAGUAUUUUAUUAAUAGUAGUAGCAGUAUUUUACUAAUAUGUACUCAUUGAUUGAUGUUAUCAUGUAGAACCUUGGCCUGGGUGACUCAGAUUACGAUUCAUUCAUCAGCGCCUCUCAGCCUGAAAAUAAAUCCAAGAACAGAUUUGCCAUACUCCCAUGUAAGUUGAAAUAAUUUAUAGGGAGUCUUAUUUAUAAAGAAAUUAAAGGCAGUCGCCCAGGAGAUUUAGUGAGAGGCACGGAUUCGAAUUUCGUCGAAGCCUGAAUUUUUUCAGGUUUUUGUUUUGCAAUUGCUUAAAGCUCAUUCCACCUGCGCGGAUCAUUUCUUUGCUUUAUUUCUGUACCAGAAAUCCAAUACAAUUUAUUUCCUUAAAAAUUGAGAACUGAAAUAGAUUGCUUCAAACUUGAUAUACAUUACCUUUAUAUGGUUCUAUUUUCUUUCUAGUUGAUCGGUCGAGAGUAAAACUGUGGCCUUUCACGGGUAUGGUGGGGUCUGAUUACAUAAACGCAAGUUUUGUAGACGUAAGUACAUUAUUAUUCAAAUAAUAAUUGUUAAUAAGUACAUCAAAAGCAUAGACUAGCAGGUAGUGAAACCUUUACACCCCAACAUCAGUAUGUAUAUUCUCCACACUGUUUCCUCCACACAUUUCUUAAGGUGAGAUGAACGACAGCUUCCCAAGUUACUGAUCAUUUUCUUUAUUCUCAUGACCUUAAUGUCUGCUUUAGGGGUGAGAUUGUGGGGAGAAAUUAGAUGCUAAUCAUUCUUAGGAGUCAAAGGGUUAAACUUAUCCAGGCGGGUCAUGUUUUAACUACUAAAUAUGAUGCAUCAAAGGCAAAAGAAAAGAAAGAGAGAAAAUAAGGACGAGAAGAAAAUGAGAUUAAAGUUUGGAACCAAAGUUACGCGUAAUUGUGUUCAUCAUUUAUUUUAAAACAUCCACAUACUUACGGUAUUAAACGUGAGUAGGAAAGUACAUAUUAGAGAACGAAAACUUACAAAUAAACUCACAAUACGGCAAAUUAUAUACCUUAACGGUGCAUAGCUUUACAGGAGAAAAACGAAAACGACGACGCUGCUUUUCACAAAGUGGACAUGAACAUUGGUCCACAGGACUAAAUUUUUACUCAAAACGCGACAAAUUACUCGACUUAAUUACGUACAUCACGCAACGAUACAAACAUCAACCACAAGUACGCAAUACAACUAAUGAAACAUACAAACACUCACUGGUAAUUAACACGUAAAACACAAUACACACAGGAAACGGUUUGACAAUAAGUUUCGCGAUUACAGAUAUGAUCAGAAUCAGAGGGUUAUCUUGGUACAACACCGAAUUCUCUUGACUGGUUUGAAAAGCAGAGAGAUAGGAAGAACUCACGCUUAGCUUUCGGGUUUCGGUUUGUACUACAAGUGCCCAUAAAUUUUUUUGCCAGUUGUGUGUUGUUUUUAUUCCAACCACACCGUCUCCGUUGUUUUUUUUUUCUAUCUGUUUUAGAGUUUCCAGCAGCGCGAGGCAUUCAUUGCCACCCAGGCCCCGUUGGAUACUACGGUCGUUGAUUUCUGGCGAAUGACCUGGGAAUAUGAAGCUAAUUGCAUUGUCAUGUUAUGCACACAGAACGAGAGAGAAGAGGUUUGGGAGUUGAUUUUUGUUUUAAGUCUAAUAUCUAAUUGGGUGCAAUUUCUACUCAACGUUUCCUUAAUUUUUUGUUGGCGGGCUACUUGGCUUUAGUGCAGACUUCUCUUUAAUUUUCAGUUGUCUGUGUGUUUGUUUGUUUGUUUGCCUGAUUUACCUGAUUUGCUGCAUUCAUUUGUCGUUUUCAGGGAAUCUGUGCAUCUUAUUUGCCUCACAAAGAGGAGUUCAUUGUUUAUGGUUUGUUGAUGAUCGAGAUUGAAGCGGAAGAUCUGAGAAAUGGUUUCUGUAGAAGACAACUGAAAAUUACGAACACAAAGGUGAAAAAAUAAACAUUUUCUUUUUGCGUUCGUUACGAUGGAAAGAAAACUAAGGAAAACUAUAUGGGUGUGUUUGCUGUAUUGUGCGUAACUUGAUGUCUAUGGUUGAAGAACCUUUGCCGUUACUGUUCCAGUGAAUUGACCAGUAAUGAAACCUCCAUACAGGAAACAGCGGUUGAUACCAUCAGCCGCUGUUUCCUGAGAACUGGAAAAAGUGUCUCCAGAACAGAGUUGUCUCAGUAGAGAACGUAGCAUAUAAGCGACGUAUAACUCACCGCCGGGGUUAACCCUUUACACCCUAACAUCAGUGUUCAUAUUCUCCUUACUGCCUCUAUACAUUUCCUGAAGCGCUGACAAGGAGAAUUUGUUUAAAGAUCAAGAGCUUUAUGAGUUGGUGAUCACUUCCUUGAUUCUCAUGACCUUAAUGUUUGAUUCAGGGGUGAUGUUGGGAGGAGAAAUUAGAAGCUGGUCACUUUUAGGGGUUAAAGGGUUAAGGCUCGAAAAAGGACCCUUGGAUAACAAGUUCCGCGCGCCAGCGAUCAAGCCAGCUUUUCUUCAUGAGUUCUUAACGGUGCCUCAUGAUAGUUCACUUUUUUCCGACUGUCUGUCUUUAUUACUUUGGUUUUGGUCGCACGACACUAAUUGAAACACGCUCACGAUAGCUUUAAACAUCGUAUUCGAUAACAUCGUAGCUUGCAGAGCUGGCGUAAUUGUGGCGAGCGAGGGCUCGGAAUUUUCAUGGUGAAAGUAAUAACGGCCGUUUUUUAAUUUUACAGAAGCGGAAGGCUGGGGAGAGAAAGAAAUUUGAAUCAAGGGGGUGAGAGACGGUCCAAAGGAAGGAGAGGGGUGGGGGCUGGGUUAAUAGAAAUCCACCCCUUUCUCCGUCCCCCUUACCCUUACCGUCUACUCAAGCUUUAAAUCAAACAUGGCCGGUCGAAUAGCCGAUCGCGAGCUUGCAACAUUAAAUUGCCUUAAAAGGCACCUUCCCUACAGGGUAAUAAUAUCGUGAUUCAAUGCUUUCUCUUGCAGAGCGGUGAAGAGCGCACCCUUUAUCAUUUUCAUUUCACGGACUGGGCAGAGCGCUCAAUUCCUCUUAAUGGUGUCGGGCUUCUUGACAUGAUGAAAUGUAUCACAAGGGUGCAGCAGCAGACAGGCAAUGGACCAAUAGUCGUCCACUGCAGGUAAACCCUUUGAAAGUAUCACAUGAGACGGAUCAAUGUCAGUAUCUGAGCAACUGUGCACCUACCCCUCCCUUAACCCAACAUCAAUCCUAACUUGUUAUGAGUUGACUGUUUUUGGGUUAGGGGAGGGGUGGGUGUGUAGUUCCUCAGACACUGACAUUGAUCCCAUCAAAUCUGGUAAUUUUGAUCGUUCCCUGGAUUGGCAUCAAUUUCUUCAAAUGUUCCAUCUGCAAAAUACGUGUAGUUUGUGCAAUUUUUAGAUCCACAUCUAUAUUGAAUUUAAAAGUCAUCCACCGGAAAAUGCGCAGUAUCCCGUUGGUUAAGGUGUCAAUGGGCUCGUUUAUUUUGUUGUCAGUGUUCUAGUUCUAAACUUCGCAAAUUUGAAUAUUUUUAAGAUUUUACCUACUGGCUUUGAUUGAAUUGCGAAUGGCAGUUUUUAUAGUUCUAACUAAAUAUUUUCAGGAAACAUAAACACGUCGCCCUCCUAACGUUGUUUAAUACGGAAACAUUUUAUAAUUUGGUUAUUAUUCCAUAAUUAGCAAAGGAAACAAAUGUUAUCUCUGGUUCCCUCUCUUCUAGCGAUGGAAGUGGUCGUACUGGCACUUUCUGCGCUAUUAAUAUAGCGCUGGAGCGGGUCAAACUUGAUGGUUCAGUAGACAUGUUUCAGACCGUACGGCGCUUGCGUACUCAGAGACCUCUUAUGGUACAGACAGCGGUAAGGAAAAUCAAACGAUGAUACUCUUUAUUCCAAUAAGCAUCUUAAAUGUCUUGUGGCUCUGAGGGGGGAUAUAAUAAUAGCUGAAACGAAGUUUACGACCGUAAUCUUCUUUUUCUCGUACGAAUCCAUGCCACGAUAUGUCACGUUCCUUUUUUACGCUUUAGAAAAGAAGUGAUAAAUUGAAGGAAACGAUUAAAUGAAAUAACGGCAAGAAAGCAAAUAUUUAAGACAUAACGAUAAGCAGUUUAGGAAUAAGGACGCUUUUGAAUGGAGAAUAUCAACAGGGAUUGUAAAAAACAAAUUUGAAGAAUUUAUUCAAAAUAUUUCCAAGAUGCACACGACAGAGCUACUUGUAAAGAUGCUCAAAGAUGCUCAAAGAUGCUAUAAUGUUGGAUAAUAUUCCACAUGAAAAUGAUCAGUUCAAGGCUAAGAUGAUUACUGAUGAGCACAGGGAGGAGGGGGUGGGAUUAUUUAUGAGCAAAGUGCGUAAGGUGUAUAAUACCUCUUUCAGACCCUUACCCUUUUCUCCAUUCUCGUUUCUAGCCAACAAUUAUUUUCUCUAGGUUAUAUAAGUUCAGUCUGCUCCUUGCUAUUUGUGACCCGUUUUCCCUUGAUCCUUGCGGGACCUUGAAGAGCAUGUUGCUGUUACCUAACGCCGUCGAUCCUCGACACAGUUUUUUACAGUUUAUGCCAAGUGAAACUACAAAAUUAAAUUUUUGAAUGCAUGAUCAUUUCGGUGAGUACACUUUAUUAUUCUUGUCAUAUCCGCAUCUUGCUAAUCUUUGGUUGUCUUUUCCGUGACAGGAGCAGUACAAGUUCUGUUACGAAAUGGUACGAUUGUUUGUGGACUCGUUCAGCGAUUAUGCGAACUUCAAGUGAUGCGAAAAUACUGGAAUAUCUUCACAAACAAGACAAGUGCUAUACAAAGUGUUGCACAUUACGUGAGGCCUCUUGUCUCAGAGAGCUGGUAGAGCCCUUUAACAUUAUUUAUGAAAAAGAUUCAAUGCCCUCUUUGUUGGAGAAGUCAGCACAAUUUCUCAUCAGAUAGAGAGAACAGACAACUCAAGAAAUAGAUACAGUGAUCUUUUCUCGAUGAAUGAAAAAAAAACCCUGUACGGAAAGAGAACUUCAUGCCAUAACGAAGUGAAGUUCAUGAGUUGUUGGUAGUGGUUCUUUGAAGUUAAAAUGUGCUUCCCAAGUGCACUUAAAAGGAAAGGAACGAUUGUUUCGAUCACGGUAUUAAUUUUGUUUCUGCAAUAAUGUUUAAUUUUCAUGGGUAUUUUCUUGGAAAAGUGAUGUAAUAAUUAAGUUAUUUUAAAAUUGGUGCUAAAUUGCUCAGACGCAUAAUUCUAGAAUCUCUGUAAUUACAACUGGACCUCACUUGACUUUUCCACGGUUUCAUUAGGAUUUCAUCCCUUUACAAGCGCUCGGGAUGUCCCGAUAGAAAAAGUUUUUCCGUGAUAAUUGUUGGGAUGUUCUGACAGCAAGUCAAGGGUUAUUUUUGUGUAGUGCUAUUUUUAAUGUAAUAUUUUGUAUAGCUUCGAAGAAGGCAUGCGCGAAAAUCUUUUCAUUUUUGAUGCUAUUACUUAUUUUAUUCAUCCAAUUGUAUAAAGGCUUUCAGUCGAAGAGAACAAAAAGGUAUUUUUUAUAAGAGUUAUUUCUUUAGUAGCAAGAACUUUUUUCAACAGUCGUCAAAUUUACAAGAUGCAAACGACACAUAGAAGUGUAGAAUACCUUUGUAGACAGAAUUUGUAACACAUACCAGUGCAUAAGGUAUUUUUGCAGCAUGUAGAAACUUCAAGCCUAUGACUCGGAUGGAGAGCCGUAGUUUUUUUCGCAAUUUCUCUCACGAAUUAUUUUUCAUUAAACAAAUUCGGAGCCAUUGAAUAUGCAUCGCUCCAUAUUUGAGUCUUGGGAAGUUUUCAUGGUAGUAUUCUGUGCUUCAGACUCGUUUCCAGUCAUGAGGAAGGUUUAGAGGAAAGCGCAUAGCAUCAGGGGAAAACGUAAUCUUAACGUCCUUUUCAGCAUGACAUGCAAUGUUAAUUAUUAAGACAACCCCUUGCCCCCAGCUUUGUUGCCAUUCGGUAGCAAAUGGUAUGACUUUGUCCUCAAAACAAUAUAGCAAUAGAUUCCAGACUAAUUUUCAAGGUCCAAAUUCCCA
Molecule: messenger RNA, 32811 nt
Organism: Pocillopora meandrina
Lineage: Eukaryota; Metazoa; Cnidaria; Anthozoa; Scleractinia; Pocilloporidae
Source: the annotation of a GenBank genome assembly